Molecule: messenger RNA, 1287 nt
Organism: Rubroshorea leprosula
Lineage: Eukaryota; Viridiplantae; Streptophyta; Magnoliopsida; Malvales; Dipterocarpaceae
Source: the annotation of a GenBank genome assembly
GUGUUGCAGGUUUCGAGAAGUUUUCUAAAUUAAGAAAAUUGGAAUUCCUCGAUCUAAGUUAUAAUAUGUUGACCAAUAAUAGUAUCUUAUCAUCUUUGAGUGAGCUUCCAUCUCUCAAGCUUUUAUAUCUAGCUGAAGACGAAUUUCAAGCAUCCAGCCAUGCUGAUGGUUUUCAUAACCUGUCCAAAGUGGAAGAGUUGAUUCUGGAUAAAUCUAUCCUCCCAACCAACUUCUUUCAUGACAUUGGAGCAUUGACUUCUCUCAAGGUUCUAUCACUGUACGGCUGCGGACUCAAUGACUCCUUAACACACCAAGGCCUGUGUGAAUUGACACAUCUUGAAGAGUUGGAUGUUGGCUACAAUUAUUUAGGGGGAGCCCUGCCUUCAUGUUUGUCAAAUUUGACUUCUCUCCUAAGCUUAAGCCUCGAUUCAAACAAAUUUUCUGGAGAUAUAGCUCUAUCACCCCUUAACAAAUUGACAUCCCUUAAUUACUUGUCCCUUUCAGACAAUCACUUCCGAAUUCCCUUCUCCCUUCAACCAUUCUUCAACCAUUCGAAACUCAAGCAUAUUUAUGCUGAAAAUAAUGAAUUUUACAUAGAUACCAACAUUGAAUCUUUGGAACCAACUUUCCAACUAAAUACCUUACUUUUGUCUGGUUGUGGAGAUUGUGGAGCAAUUCCAAACUUCCUCUACUCUCAACACAACCUGGAGUAUUUAGACCUCUCGCACCUUAACCUAACUGGAGAGUUUCCCAUUUGGCUGUUGGAAAACAACACAUGGUUGAAGACACUUUCGCUGGUUAACAAUUCUCUCUCUGGAACUAUUAAGUUGCCAGCUCAUUCUCAUAUGAGUUUGGAAAGUCUAGAUAUCUCCAAAAAUUUCUUGGAUGGCCAUAUUCCAAUGGAGAUUGGAGCAUCUUUUCCCAGUUUACUAGAUUUAAACAUUUCAGAAAAUUCUCUUACUGGCAGCACUGCUCCUUCAAUUGGUGAUAUGGUGUUGCUGGAGUUUUUGGACUUAUCUCACAAUAACCUAUCUGGUAGCAUUCCUCCUUCAAUUGGUGAUAUGAAGUCGCUGGAGUUUUUGGACUUAUCUCACAAUAACUUAUCUGGUGGGAUACUUGAGAAGUUAACCAUGGUUGAAUGGCAAUCACUUUUCUGGAAGUAUCCCAAAAAGCUUAUCUAACUGCCCCUAUCUGUUUUCAAUAGAUUUCAGCAAUAACAAUCUCUCUGGUAGGAUCCCGAGCUGGAUGGGAAAUAUGUCAUGCUUGCAAGAAAUUAUCAUGUCCAAU